UUAAUCUUGAGUUGAAAAUGUUGACAUGUCAAUGUAACCAGUUCAUGUAUCAUCUGCUGUCUGACGUGUUUCAAACUAAUUUGUUAGGCCAUUCUUUACACACUGAUUUUGACUACGGAAUUAUUCCGUUUAUCUGAUUAAGAUGUAGAGGCAAUACAACUUAUCACUGGGUCAAAUGCUGUCUGAUGUGUUUCAAAUCCAUUGUUAUCGUUCUUAGCACACUGAUUUUGACUACGGAUAACUCCGUUUACCUGGUCAAGAUAUUAGGCUCACGGUGGAUGUGAACGGUCGACAGGGGAUGCUUAGUCCUAGGCACCUUAUCCCACCUCUGGUGUGUCCAGGGUUCCGUGUUUGCCCAACUCUCUGUUUCGUAUUGCUUAUAGGAGGUAUGAGAUUGAUCACUGUUCGUUAUCUUCACCCUUCAUAGGGCUCACGGUGGGUGUGACCGGUCGACAGAGGAUGCUUACUCCUACUAGGCAUAUCACCCCGUAUGUGGUGUGUCUAAGAGUCCGUGUUUGCUCAACUCUUUAUAUUGUAUUCCUUAUAGGAAUUAUGAGAUUGAUCACUGUUGGUUAUCUUCACCUUUUCAUCAAAUACAUGAUCGGCUUAUUUGAGCUCUUGGAAUGAAAUUGAAGGUAAUGAGUCUAUAAGAUAAAGAAGACACUUCAUGAUUGUGAUAUCUGAAUGUCCCGAAUAGGUCUUUUCCUCCUUUUUCUGUCCUUAAACGGGGAGGGGCAUAGAUUCUCUGAAUUAUCUUGUUAAUCCUUUUCAUAUGAAAACUGAGAAAAAUAUUUUAGCUACAUAUACAUAUAUAUUUAGUGAAUCGUACAAUAGAAUUAUAAAUAUUGAAGCUCGUUCAGAACAGACGUUAUUUUAUUGCCCCAUAUUGCACUCGAUGAUUUCAAUAUGUAGACAUUAUGUUUGUUCUCAGCUUUCGUAGUUUAAAUUUAGUGAGUGUUUGCAUUCUUAUUGUAUUUAUCUAGUUUUCAUUUAUAUGUAUAUGUUCUGUUGUCCUGAAGAAAGGAUACAUGUAGGUCGUCCCGAAAAUUUGAGAAGUUCAUAUUGUACGUGGCGAUGUUCAUUUUUUACGCUUUAUAUAUCCUUAUUUAUUUGACCUCGUACAUUAAGAUCUGACACUUUGGAGUGUUGUUGGUAUUUAGUGCUCUCUCUCUCUCUCUCUCUCUCUCUCUCUCUCAUAUCUAUUAAAACACUAAGUGUUAUAUCAAAAUCUAACGAUAAUGUAAGGAAAUUAAUCUGGAAUGUGGAAAUGAACUAUGUGUCUAUUAAAAUUUCAUUUCAAUCUUACUCCUUACAAGGAUUUGUGAUAUCUGUACCUGAAUCUAUUUUCUCCUAGAUACAAAGAUUGUAAAACUUUGUAAAAUGUUUUCAAAAAUAUCUAGUAAGUAUAAUGUAAGUACAUAUAAGAUUAAUCUCGAGGAUAUAAACCAUGUACAUUGAUAUCUGACGACUACGUGAAAACAAAUAAGUUCAAGGACGAAUUGAGUGAUAAACGUACAAUAUCACGUCCUGGAGGAUGGUUUACGAAAUAUGUAAGACGAAUUGAGUGAUAAACCUACAAUAUCACGUGUCCUGGAGGAUGGUUUACGAAAGAUGUAAAUUAUUUCAAUCGAUUUCUUCAUUGUCAAAGUUUUCUUCAUUCUAAUCCUGGGCUUACUUGUCCAGAAUGCAAAGUAAUACGUAAUAAAGUAGAUGUUCUUCAAAAAGGUUAGUAGAUAAAAAUUAAAAAGUUUACGAAAAAGCAAACAAACCAAAAGGAAAAAAGAAAGAAAGAAAAUUAAAAAAAAAGAAGAAAAAAGGAAAAGGAAAAAAAACAUACACCCCACCAACCCCCCCCCACCCCCAAAAAAACAACAACAAAAGCAAAACAAUGAAUUUUUACAUAAAAAAAAGAAAGAAAGAAAGAAGUAUGUCGAUCUUUCGCUGCUACUAAACGAAGUUCUUAUAACCAACUAUUUCUAUUUUAUAAAACCAAGAUAGUAAUCACUUCAACUGCUAACACCACGGGAUGAUCAUUUCUGAUUGAUGCAAUGCGGGGUCAUUGAGUCGGUAUAUCCAAUUUCUCUUUCAUUCUGAUUGAGCAAUUCAUCGCUCAUUGCAUUUACAUUAUUUCCUUUUUACUUCGUGUUUUUCUCGGGAAUAAACAAAGUACAAUGUUUGCUGUGAUUCAUGCUACAACUGCCCAAAGACGGUCUUGAAUACGUCAGGUGACGUAACCAAUAUACUAACCAAUGGAAUGAUUGGUAAAGCCAGUGGCUUAACUUUCAUAACUGAUUUUCAUUUUGUAUUCACUAUGACAUGUCCAUAUAUAGAAAAUACACACAUACAUAUUCGUAUACAGAUUGGGUGGUCUUUGCAUCUUUAUCUGACAGGGAUAACAAUGAGAUAACAAAAUCAACGUUCUCGAUAUUCACAGCAAUACUGUACGCAGCUUAUGUGCAAUAUAUCUAAGCCAACAUACUGUUUGUAUCUUUAAACAUGCGGAUGUUCGGUUUUGGCGCUGUUUUUGUAGCGUUUUGUGCAAUUUGUGAUGCCGAUAUACAGUUUCCAUCUUAUGAAGACCUCAUAUCGUUCGACGUCAGAUUGUUAAAUCCAAAACCCCUAAGUAACGUCACAAACCGGCUGCUAGAGCUGAAGUCUGUUGUUAAUCAAGUACAUGAUGUCAAUUUCCUAAAAUCCUUAGCAGAUUCUAAUGGUGACACUUUGAAAUCAUCAGCAGAAGACGGAUCUGUUCUAUUCGCUGACAAAUAUAACGUGUCGGAAACCUGUCGAGAUCACUGGAAUCGCGCGUUCACAGCACUGAGGGCGAAUGAGUACUGGGCUCUCAAAAUGAUUGACUCUUCCGCCAAAAUUGAAUCUGGAGUUUUAGAUGGCAACACUAAAUGGCUGGGAUCCUAUGAUGAGUGCUUUAAUUUGGAAGUUCCAGUGAAGCAUUUCAACAUCAGUUCGAUUGAGACACAAUUCUGUUUUGCUCACAUACCUUUAAAACUGGCGUAUAUUCCUUUAGAGACAGAUAUUGGCCUGUGUGCACCCAAAGCAUGUUCACAGAGAGACUUGAUGGAAUUAUACAACGAAUUAUUGGGUAUUGUACAAAGUGUGAUACCCACGUCCAAUCCAAUCUACGCUUCCUAUGUGUAUUGUCCAGAGAAACCCGAAAUCGACACAAGAGCCAUUGUUGCCAUCUCCAUACUUGGAGUGUUUGCCGCUUUGAUAUUGAUAAGCACAACGUAUGACGUUGUGAAGCAGUUGUUGUCUCGCACUGAUCGUAGUUCAAUGAAGACCGUGCCCGAUCAAUCAGUAGAAAUCUCGACUGGCGAGAAAACUCCCCUACUGAUGGAUGAAAAGGCAAAUAUGAUAAAAAAGGAAGAAUCAAUACUGGAAAAGUUGCUGCUUUCGUUUUCUGCUUACACCAAUGGGAAGAAGCUUCUCCAAGUGAAUCAGUCCGCGGGAACACUGACUGCAUUGAAUGGGAUACGGUUCCUCAGCAUCUCCUGGGUCGUUCUCGGACACUCUUACGCAUUCAUUAUGGGGGAAAUGAGCAACUCCUAUUCUGGAUAUGCAAUGUUAUCCAAACGCUGGUCCUUUCAAGCUGUCAUCAAUGCUCUGGUUUCGGUAGAUUCUUUCUUUGCUUUAAGUGGCCUGCUGCUUUCCUACCUGACACUGAAGGAAAUGAAGAAAGGGAAGGGGACUUUCAGGAUCAAUUGGUUCAUGUUCUAUUUCCACAGAUUUUGGAGAUUAACUCCCGUGUACAUGAUUGUACUGAUGAUCAGUGCCUGUCUUGGACGGUACUUUGGAGAUGGGCCAGUGUGGCCUAAGGACGGGUUCGAGAGAAACUUUUGUAAAGACACGUGGUGGAGAAAUCUUCUUUACAUCAAUAAUUUAUUCAAUGACGAUCAGUGCUUUGGAGUUUCCUGGUACCUUGCAAACGAUAUGCAGUUCUUCAUAUUAAGUCCACUUAUGCUUGUGCCGUUGUAUUUCUUUUAUCCAGUAGGAAUAGGCAUCUGUUUUGUUUGGCUGCUCGGAUCUGCUAUAACACCAGGGGUUAUCUCAAACGUCUUGGAUCUUCCACCAUCAACGUUUGGCGGCGGAGGAUCGGAACAAGGAAGAGCAGAUUACUCCAAUAACUACUACAUCAGACCCUACUGUAGGAUAGGACCCUAUAUUGUCGGAAUCAUUGUUGGAUCAUUAUUAUACAAAACAGACUGUAAAGUGAAGAUCAAUAAGUUCUUGAAUCUGCUCUUGUGGUUAAUCUUCGCCACUCUGGCUAUCGUAGUCCUGUACGGACUCCAUGAUCCUAUCUCCCAUCCGGAUGAUAUCCUUAAUCGUGAUGUGUCAGCUCUCUACAAUGCCACUCAUAAGAUUGUAUGGGGAGCAUGCGUAUGCUGGGUUAUAUUUGCCUGUGCUACUGGAAAUGGCGGAUUCGUCAAUACCCUGUUGUCGUGGUCUCCAUUUGUUCCACUAGCUCGACUCUCGUAUUGCAUCUAUCUGACUCACGCCACUGUGAUGUAUGCUUUUAUAUAUAGCCAACGUACAGAAUUUUAUAUGGAUGACAUCAACGCGAUCUAUCUAUUCCUUGGCCAUCUUGUUCUGUCUACUAUGACAGCCUUUGUGGCCUCAGUUGCAUUCGAGGCUCCGAUGAUGGGAUUAGAGAAAAUACUUCUUAGAAGACGACAGAGAAGAUAGUUUUCACUGAAUAAUCUGAUUCAUAUACUCUAAGCUCCCUUCGUGUGUGCGAUGUUUUGUCAUAAUUAUGACUAUAUUAUGAUUGGUAUCCUGUAACUAUAUGAAGGGAAGAUAACUGCAGAACGAAAUAUCAGCAAUGUAGGAAGUAGAAAAGAUAGGUUAAAGAGCCUAUUUCGGCCCCAAAAUUAAUGGUUUAUUAUAAACAUUAGCCUAAUAAUCAUCCAAACGAUCCAUAUUGACUACCUGUCUUUCAUUAUGACAUCAUGACUGUGGAUUUUUUGUGUUAUGACGUCAUAACCUGCGUCAUCAAUUGCAAAUUCUUGAAACUGUGUAAAAUAAAUUUUGGGUUUUAAACCAUUUUCAUCUAAUGAUAGGAUAAAAGAACAUUAAUGAGUUUUCGAUGUUACGUAAAAAAAAUAAUCGUGGGUUGGAGGUUUAAAUAUUUAUUGUUUAUUGGAUUGAUCUUUCUCUUAAUUAUUGGACUGAAUAUUCUUUUGCAUUCAAAAUCUUUAAUAUAUAUUUUGUUGUGAUUCGCAGAAAACGUGGUGUUUGCUUGAAAGGUCAUUUCAAGUUCGCCAUGGAUAUGAUGGAUAUGAAAUAUAGCAUUCUUCAAUAAUGUCCAAUAUAGGUUUGCGCUUCCAUGAUUUCAACAUAACUAAAUAAUUCACAUUUUGUGUUAUUUGCAAGAUGUAAGAUUUUUGGUAAAGUGCUUACUGUCCGAAUGCAAACAGAUUUUAUCAUUAUGUACUGUGAACCUUUUCAAUAAAUGGAAUAGAGAGAUUAAUAUCAA
This is a messenger RNA of Ostrea edulis (European flat oyster), 5491 nucleotides long. Its product is annotated as nose resistant to fluoxetine protein 6-like. The transcript is spliced from 15 exons. The record is from RefSeq and is a predicted model, not a curated record. NCBI's taxonomy places the organism in Eukaryota, Metazoa, Mollusca, Bivalvia, Ostreida, Ostreidae. Gene Ontology annotation, molecular function: acyltransferase activity, transferring groups other than amino-acyl groups. Bases 2497 to 4701 code for a protein of 734 amino acids.